Messenger RNA from Blastomyces gilchristii SLH14081, 3964 nucleotides. Its product is annotated as pH-response transcription factor pacC/RIM101. The coding region runs from base 872 to 3175 and encodes 767 amino acids. The transcript has 4 exons. Gene Ontology annotation, cellular component: nucleus. Gene Ontology annotation, biological process: positive regulation of transcription by RNA polymerase II. The record is from RefSeq and is a predicted model, not a curated record. NCBI's taxonomy places the organism in Eukaryota, Fungi, Ascomycota, Eurotiomycetes, Onygenales, Ajellomycetaceae.
CACCUUUUUGGCUUGUUUUGCGAUGUAAUUUUUGAUCAAUCUGUGUCACUUGAAUGGCUAGCACGUGUUAUUUGCUGCGUAAUUCCUAAUUUGGAGGUUCGCGAGGGUAACAAUAGGGCUGGUUAUUCUGGAGUGAUUCAUGCAGCUCGCAACCUGGCGCUCAAUACAGAACCGCAGGCGCAUGUUAGGAGCCAAGCGAUUCCGACCAUCAUCCUGCCUGGCAUCCGAAUAAUAAUACAUGAAAAUGCGACGUAACACAGUGUAUGAGAGCCCAAGAAAAACAAGGUUUGUGUGGCUGUGGCACUUGUAUUUUGGCGGGCUGUUGAACAUCCCGUAAUACGAACGUAAUACACCCUUGUCUAGGUGCCAAGUCUUGCCCUGUCCAAGCCUUCCCUUAACCCCCCUCCUCUUCCCUCUCUUCUUGGCCGGGACGUCCCUGUCCGCCCACCAUUUCUUGGUGUCUGCGGCUUUUUCUGUUUCACUCCCUUCUCAUUUGAUUUCCUUCCUCUUUCCUCUUAUUCUUAUUAUUACCCUCCCAUUCCCAAGGCCCAACUCCCCAAUUCUUAGACUCUUUGUCCUCCCUUCCUUUUUGCUGUAGAACUGAAUAACGGCUGCCUAAGUUUCGCUGAACAGGCCACCUUUUACUGCGACAGCAUUAUUAAGACAAGGUGACUGAGCUCUUUUGGGAUCGAGCUUGUGAUACUUGCUCCCUCUCGCAGCGUCGAUAUACCAAGCCGUCGAUAUUCAGUCGUAUUUUCUUUCUUUGGUCAUACAGAGUGACGGCGGAACUCCAUUCUGAGUGGCACGAGAGGGGAAAAUAGCUUCAACGAGGAGAAGAAUAACUCUGUUGUCAAUAUCAUUUCGCACGUUCAUGUCCUCCCGUGAAAACCAAGACUCUUCCGCCCCGAUGGCCCAACAACAACAGCAGCAGCAGCAGCAGCCACAACAACCACAGCCGUCCCCUCAACAGCAACCUCAACAACCACCACAGCGUCAGCAGCAUCAGCAACAACAACAACCCCCGCAGCAGCAGCAGCAAGGUCCGCCUCAGCAACAACAGCCGCCUCCAGGACAGGCUCAGCACUCGCCUGCCCAGGCCUCCCAUCCCCCGCUAAACUCGCCCUCGGCGGUGCAGCAAGCUGCUGCCGCCGCAGCGGCGGCUUCCGUUGUUACCCCAGUAUCACUUUCACAGAAUUUGAGUAGUGGCCCAACGCAAGGUGCUGCUGAGAACUUAGUAUGCCAAUGGCAUGGUUGCCAAGACAGGCUUCCCACAGCUGAAGCCCUCUAUGAACACGUCUGUGAACGUCAUGUUGGCCGCAAGAGUACCAAUAACUUGAAUCUAACCUGUGGAUGGGCUAAUUGCCGGACGACUACCGUCAAACGCGACCAUAUUACCUCGCACAUUCGAGUUCAUGUUCCCCUGAAACCUCACAAGUGUGAUUUCUGCGGCAAGGCUUUCAAGCGUCCACAGGAUUUGAAAAAACAUGUAAAGACCCACGCGGACGAUUCUGUCCUAGUAAGAUCCCCAGAACCCGGCCCUGGAGCAAGACCACCAAAUGGAAUGUUUGGUGUCGGUGUUGGCGCAGACGGAAAAUCCCAUUAUUUCGAGGGGUCAUUAGGACCUGUCCCCGGACAAGCGUAUCCGCACGGAGCUGCACAAUAUUAUCCAAAUCCCCACCCACAACACCCUUCCAAUCAGUCGUAUGGAAACGUUUACUAUGCUGUUGGCAGCGAUGCGUCGCAUCAGGCCUCCUAUGAAUCGAAGAAACGAGGAUACGAUGCUUUGAAUGAGUUCUUCGGUGACUUGAAACGCCGUCAGUUCGACCCCAGCUCCUACGCCGCGGUUGGGCAGCGGCUAUUAAACUUGCAUGGCCUGCCCCUUCCACUGGUUAACGGCGGUGCUGUUCCUGAGUACCAGCCGAUGCCAGCCAUGGUUAAUGUCGGCGGCCAUGGUGGCGGCUACCAGCCCGGCCCAAUGCCAGCCCAGUCGUACCAUUUGCCUCCAAUGGGGAACCUUCGCACCAAGGCUGACUUGAUGAACAUUGACCAGUUCCUGGAACAGAUGCAGUCGACCGUUUACGAGAGUGAUGAUCACGUUGCCGCUGCUGGAGUCGCACAGCCAGGUGCCCAUUACAUCCACGGCGGGAUGAGCUACCGGAAUACCGGCUCACCCCCAUCUGCCACACAUAUCCCAUCUAGCCACGCGACGGCUGCAACAUCUGCUCCUAUGAUGAUAUCCUCGACUGCCACCCGUUCCUCACAUAGUAGCACACCCGCUCUUACCCCUCCGUCCAGUGCCCAGUCCUAUACUUCUGGCCGUUCUCCUAUUUCCGUUUCCUCGACGCAUCAUACUGUUCCCCCUUCCCACCAUCCUCAAUCAAGCGCCGCGAUGUAUCCAACACUUCCAGCCACGACAGCCCAGGAAAACUCCACCACGGCUUAUCCAAGUAUUUCAAGUGCAGCGCCGCCGUCGACUCUCAGCAGCGUAUUUGAAAACGAUGACCGUCGCCGAUAUACAGGUGGCAUGCUCCAACGAUCCCAACCGCACUGUGUAUCUGAGUCUUCCCAAAUGUACCUCUCCCCAUCUUCUAAUACCGCACCUGCUAAAUUUUCUACAAAUGUCAUCGACCCAGCACUUCAACCAACAACGAAAACUGGGACACCGUCAGAUCACGACUCUAGCUCCGAACGUGGUAGCCAAAAGCGCGAAAGCACGUCUAGCACGUCUCCGGACGCCGACGAAGCUUCCCGAACUGUAGCUGCCGCCGCUACGGUUGCAAACGCUACGACCGGCAGUGAAACGCAGGGCCACUCGGUAGAGCAGUGGGUAGCCAACGUGCGUCUCCUAGAGAAACUACGGCUGUAUAUAUAUGAACGACUUAGUCGUGGUGAGUAUGAGGAUGAUCCUACUGGUUCUAGUAAUGUCACUACGAAUGAGAUCGACAAUAUUAGGGACAGUCAUGAUGUUAGUGAGAGGAUGGAAGGGAUUGAGCUUGGAGGGAGGGCAUCGUCUUCGCCAUCUGCGUCUAUCGACUCAGAUAGGGAUAUGGGAAGACAUAGGGCUGAACGGCGACAGGAGCGGCAACGGCAAGGGAGCACAGAGCCCAGUAGGGAGAAGGCGGAAAAUGGGGGGAAUCUGUAUCCGGUUCUGAAGGUGGACUUUGAGGAGUCUUGAUUUUCAAGAGUCUUAAAUUAGUUGUUUUUCUUGUUUUCUUCCCAGAUUUUCCUUCGUUGUUUUUCCUUACUUUAUUCUUUUAUAAAUCGAUUCCACCCUGUUCAUUACGCUUCCUCUCUCUCUCACCCUUUCUUACAUUAUCCUUCUUUUCUAUUAUGAUGUUCAACGAUUCCUUCGAGCGGGCUGUCUGGGGCGAGUUUCAUGUCUUUUCACGAUUUUUCUUUUUUUUUUCCCCUUUUAUUUUUUUUAUUUUAUUUUUUUUAUUUUUCCUUCCCAUCUUUAUUUAUCUAACUAUAGUUACUUCUUUCUUAUUUUCAUCAAAUGUAUACUCACCGAGUCACUCCAAUUGCUUUAAGUUUUUCUCGACCUUGAAUCUUCUCCUCAGCAUGCUCCUAUUAACUUUCUCUUUUUUCCUCUCCUCUCAAUUCUGAACCACUACUCUUCACAUUCACAGGCUCUUCACCUAUUGAUUUCGGUAGUUUGUUUUUCAUCUCUUAAUCUAUUUGUUUUUGUUUUUUUAUAUGUUUUUUUAAAGCGACCCACUUUGUGUUUGUUUUCGGUUCGGGAACUUUUACGAUUCUCGGCUCUCCCUUUCCAGUUUUAUAUUAUAUACAUGUAACCCUCUUUAUAGUUCGACGGGGAAGGUUGAUCUGUUAGAAGAUCUUCGUUUUUAAUAAUGACGCGGAGAUUAAGUCAGCGAAGUCUGCCAGGGCCUCUCCAUUCAAUAAGUUCGAAGUAUACAAGUUACAAUUUUGUUAGCUUUUUUUUUGUUUAUUUUAUUUUAUUUUU